Messenger RNA from Rotaria sordida, 1728 nucleotides. NCBI's taxonomy places the organism in Eukaryota, Metazoa, Rotifera, Eurotatoria, Philodinida, Philodinidae. The record is from the annotation of a GenBank genome assembly.
AUGGUAAAUCCACCUAUUUCUAAAUCUAAUGAACAACGUAAUGAUGAUCUUAUUUUUUCAUAUUUAACUAAAAUUGAAGAUUUUAUCAUAACUGAUAAACAACGUUCUGAAACAUUUGCUAAUUAUGUUAAACAUUUUGCUGAUUUAAAAUGUUCAUUAUUACCAUCAUCAUUUAAUACAGUUACACCACUUUCAAUACAUAUACAUGGUUUUGAACCUGAACAAAUUUAUCAACAACUUAAAUCAAUUAAUGAAACUCGAUUUAAAUCAUUUCUAGCAACUAUUGUUAAAAAUAAAACAAAACAAAAAACAUUUGGUAAUUUACUUCGAUCACCAUCACCAGAAAAACCAUCAUUAAUUGAAGAAAAUAUUAAACAAGAAGAAGAAGAAAAUAAUAAUGAAGAUUUAUCAAUAUCAACAAAAAAAAAUUCAAAAAAAAAGAAAAAAUCUGUGACAUUUUUUGAUUCAAAUGCUUUAAAUAAAUUUCUUAAUGAACAAGAUUUUCAAGAAAUAUCAAAAUCAAAUCGAAAGAUAAAUGAAGACGAUGAUGAUCUUGAAGACGAUGACGAUGAUGAUGAUGAUGAUGAUGAUCUAUCUCUUGAUGAAGAAAAUGAAGAUGCAACUUAUGAUGAAUUUUUCGAUCCACCAACUGAAACUAAACAAAAAAAGAAAAAGAAAAAAGAAAAAAUUGAAACAGAAAAUAAUCACGUUGACAUUGAUCAAGACGAAGAAAAUAAAGAAGAGGAUGAUGAUGAAGAUAUUGAUCUUGAAAAUAAAUCAGAAUUUGAAAAACAACAAAUUCACUUAAAACGUCAAAUAAAAUCAAUUGAAAAAGAUAUGUUAAGUACUAAAUCAUGGCAAUUAACUGGAGAAAUCGAAGGUCAUAAACGACCAGAAAAUAGUUUACUUGAAGAAUAUUUACAAUAUGAUCGAACUACUCGAUUACCUCCGGUAAUAACAACUGAAACAACAGAUUCAAUAGAAGAUUUAAUAAAACAACGUAUACGUGAUAAAGCAUUUGAUGAUGUUGAACGUAAAAAGAAAACAUUACAUGAUAAUGAAGCUCAAGCAUAUAAAAAAGAAAUUGUACUUGAACAUGAAAAAAGUAAAAUGAGUUUAGCACAAGUUUAUGAACAGGAAUAUAUGAAAAAACCAACAAAUGAUAAAACAGAAAAAAAAGAUGAAAGACAUGAAAAUAUUCGACAAAUUAUGCAAAAUUUAUUUAUCGAUCUCGAUGCUUUAUCUAAUUUUAGAUUUACACCAAAACCACCUGUACCUGAAGUAACAGUUAUUAAUAAUUUACCAGCUAUUUUAGUUGAAGAAGUUGUACCAACAACUGUUAAUGAUUCAACAUUACUUGCACCAGAAGAAGUUCAUAUAAGACCAAAAGGUGAUAUUAAAGCUGAUAGUGAACGAACAGAUACUGAUAAAAAACAUGCAAGACGUUUACUUAAACAUAAACUUAAAUUAAAAUCAAAAACUCAACCAACGAAAACAAAUCCUGAAGAACAAGAGAAAGAAGAAAAACGAAAUUUAUUGAAGAAACUUGGUAAAAUGAAGAAUGUUCGAAUUGAAAAAACUGAUAAAAAACGAUCAAGUGAAAAAACAGCACGUAGUUCAACGAAAUUCUUUCAACAACUUCAACAAUCAACAUUAAUAACUCCAACAAAAAAACGUCAUCAUUCGGAUAAAACAACAAUUACAGAUUCAAAACGAUUAAAAUUAUAA